CGAAGGGAAUGUGUUUAGGAAAGCAAGAAGAGGGAAAAACCUCCUCAAGAAGAAGAAGAAGAAGAAGAAGAAGAAGAAGUUAGCUGCUGGAUGUCAUGAAGUACGAGUAGUGGGAGCACAGCACAGCACAGCACAGCACAGCACAGGACAGCACAGCACAGGACAGGAUAGGAGGAGAGUGGCGUGUGUUUGCAGGCGUGGACUCAUCAAAGCACUUCAGGAUUCUCCUCUCGACUGCAAGACUUUUCCACUCUUUCAACUCCUCUUCAUUCCCCGCAGGACUUUUACUUCUUUGUGUGCCAAAUGUCGUCUUUUGACGGGGAAGGACACGUCGCCUGAGUGCGCGUGCGUGUACAGGUACGACACACCCGGAAGAAGAAGCCGUACGUGGUGCAGGUUUCAUAAGUCGACCAACAUGGCAAAGUUGUGAAGUGGAUCCUCGUGAAGACAUGAUGAAGAGUGUCAAGAGGAAGUUGUACGUGUUGAUGGACGUGAUGUGUGUGCUCGUGGCGGCACUGCCCUUCAUCGUCAUGACCAUCGUCUCCAAACCUUACCAGCGAGGCGUGUACUGCGACGACGAGAGCAUCAAGUACCCCCUGAAGCCCGACACCAUCAGCCACGCCAUGCUGGCCGCCGUCACCAUCUCCUGCACGGUGGUCAUCAUCACGUCAGGAGAAGCGUACCUGGUGUACAGCAAGAGGAUCUACUCCAACUCCGACUUCAACCAGUACGUAGCGGCGCUCUACAAGGUCGUGGGCACCUUCCUGUUUGGAGCGGCGGUCAGCCAGUCGCUCACCGACCUGGCCAAGUACACCAUCGGCCGCCCGAGGCCCAACUUCAUGGCGGUGUGCGCGCCCAGGGUGUGCACGGGCUACGUGCACGCCAUCAACUGCACGGGAAAGCCGCAGGACGUCACCGAGUCGAGGCUGUCCUUCUACUCGGGUCACUCCUCUUUUGGCAUGUACUGCAUGCUCUUCCUGGCGCUCUACGUGCAGGCCCGGCUGGUGGCCAAGUGGGCUCGCCUCCUCCGACCCACCAUCCAGUUCUUCUUGGUGGCCUUCGCCGUCUACGUGGGCUACACGCGGGUCUCUGACUACAAGCACCACUGGAGCGACGUGCUGAUGGGGCUGCUGCAGGGGGCGCUGGUCGCCGCGCUAAACGUGCGCUUCGUGUCUGACUUCUUCAAGAAGCGACCUCCACGACCUCCACGCCGCGUCAAGCAGGAGCGUGCUGAGAGGGAGGAGCCAGAGAGGAAACCCAGCCUUCAGUUUGUGGACUCUGAGCACACCAACCAUUACAACUGUCACCCCGUCUGAUGAUGGUGACCAUUACAACUAUCACCAUGGCAACCAUUACAACUGUCACCAUGGCAACCAUUACAACUGUCACCCCGUCUGAUGAUGGUGACCAUUACAACUAUCACCAUGGCAACCAUUACAACUGUCACCCCGUCUGAUGAUGGUGACCAUUACAACUAUCACCAUGGCAACCAUUACAACUGUCACCCCGUCUGAUGAUGGUGACCAUUACAACUAUCACCAUGGCAACCAUUACAACUGUCACCAUGGCAACCAUUACAACUGUCACCAUGGCAACCAUUACGACUGUCACCAUGGCAACCAUUACAACUGUCACCCCGUCUGAUGAUGGUGACCAUUACAACUGUCACCAUGGCAACCAUUACAACUGUCACCAUGGCAACCAUUACAACUGUCACCCUGUGUGAUGGUGAUGCCCAUUACAACUGUCACCAUGGCAACCAUUACAACUGUCACCCCGUGUGAUGGUGACAAUUACAACUGUCACCAUGGCAACCAUUACAACUGUCACCCUGUGUGAUGGUGCCCAUUACAACUGUCACCAUGGCAACCAUUACAACUGUCACCCCGUCUGAUGAUGGUGCCCAUUACAACUGUCACCAUGGCAACCAUUACAACUGUCACCAUGGCAACCAUUACAACUGUCACCCUGUGUGAUGGUGAUGCCCAUUACAACUGUCACCAUGGCAACCAUUACAACUGUCACCCCGUGUGAUGGUGACAAUUACAACUGUCACCAUGGCAACCAUUACAACUGUCACCCUGUGUGAUGGUGAUGCCCAUUACAACUGUCACCAUGGCAACCAUUACAACUGUCACCCCGUGUGAUGGUGACAAUUACAACUGUCACCAUGGCAACCAUUACAACUGUCACCCUGUGUGAUGGUGCCCAUUACAACUGUCACCAUGGCAACCAUUACAACUGUCAUUCUGUGGGAUGAUGCCCAUUACAACUGUCACCAUGGCAACCAUUACAACUGUCAUUCUGUGGGAUAAUGCCCAUUACAACUGUCACCAUGGCAACCAUUACAACUGUCACCAUGGCAACCAUUACAACUGUCACCCUGUGUGAUGGUGAUGCCCAUUACAACUGUCACCAUGGCAACCAUUACAACUGUCACCCCGUGUGAUGGUGACAAUUACAACUGUCACCAUGGCAACCAUUACAACUGUCACCCUGUGUGAUGGUGCCCAUUACAACUGUCACCAUGGCAACCAUUACAACUGUCAUUCUGUGGGAUGAUGCCCAUUACAACUGUCACCAUGGCAACCAUUACAACUGUCAUUCUGUGGGAUGAUGCCCAUUACAACUGUCACCAUGGCAACCAUUACAACUGUCACCCUGUGUGAUGGUGCCCAUUACAACUGUCACCAUGGCAACCAUUACAACUGUCACCCUGUGUGAUGGUGCCACACCUCCCUGACCUACACCCAGCCCUCACCCCUCACCCCUCGACCCGCGUCACACCAUGUUGAAUGUGUUCUUUGGCUUGUGGCCUCCUUCCUCCAUCUUCCCCACUACCACUACACCCACACUCCUCCUCCUCGCCCUGGAGGGAAGGCAGGAAACAAAGAUGGCCGACGUGGAGGCGACAAGAUGGCGGUCAAGACGCUGUGGCGGUACGUCGCAAAAGUCUCUCUUCACUUUCAUUUAUACUGAAUUUAUUUUUUUUUCCUUUGGCUGGAAGGACAACUUUUCAGCUCAGCUCGGACACUUCAUUAGGUACACCUGCGCACGCUAACGGGAUCAAUACAAGCAACAAUUCUGCUUUUACAAACCAAUGACGAAAAUCAUCUAUUUACGAUUGAAUCCUGGUUUAUUUGUAACCAUUCAACAAAGGCAAUAAUUAAUAAGAAUAAUUUAAAAAUGUAGUUAACAGCCUAACUAUAUAUAGCAAACCAACAUAAGAAAAGGGAGAUGGAUUAACUUUGUGUGUGAAAGUACGCAAGCUAGCGAGUGGAACUCAAAUGCUAACAUUAGCAUGCUAAUAUUAGCAUGCUAACAUUAGCAUGCCGACGGAGAAUGCAACAAGUACCAAGAGGCGUACGCAUGCAAAAUUAGCUAAAAAGAUGGCAUGCUAAUGUUGGCGUAAUGUUACAUUAGCAUGUCUCAAGUACCAAGUUAGCAAGUCAGCAAAAAAAAAAAGUUAGCAUGUUAAUGUUAGCAUGUUAACCGUUAGCAUACAUCAUGUGCGCGCGAGUGGAACUCAAAUGCUUAUGUUAGCAUGCUAACAUUAACAUGCCAACUGAGAAUGCGACAAGUACCAGGAGGCGUACGCAUGCAAAAUGAGCUUAAAAAAAAAGAUAGCAUGCUAAUGUUGGCGUAAUGUUACAUUAGCGUGUGUCAAGUACCAAGUUAUGACUCUGAGGUUUACGGCAGCAACAAAAAAAAAAGUUUGCAUGCUAAUGUUAGCAUGUUAACAGUUAGCAUACGUCAUGUGUGCAGGAGUUGCUGAUAUGCGCGUUAGCAUGCUAACAUUAGCAUGCCAACAGAGAAUGCGACAAGUACCAGGAGGCGUACGCAUGAAAAAUGAGCUAAAAGAGAUAGCAUGUAAAUGUUGGCAUAAUGUUACGUUAGCAUGUGUCAAGUGCCAAGUUAUGACUCUGAGGUUUACGACAGCCAAAAAAGUUUGCAUGCUAACGUUAGGGCUUGCUAAUCUGCACGAGUGGAAGUGAAAUGCUAACUUUAGCAUGCCGACGAAGAAUGCGACAAUCAUUAAGUUAUUUGACUCUGAGGCACACGCAUGCAACAUUUGCUUAAAAAGCUAGUAUGCUAACAGUUAGCAUGAGUCAAGUGGCGAGUUAUAUGGAGAAAAAAAAUGACAUGUAUUUAUUUUUCUGUCCAAAAGAGAAAGAGAUGAUACAUUAUUAUCUGCUACCUGGUGGUUGUUAUAAUUGAUUAUUAUACAAUUAUAAUUGUUAUAAUAAGUUUUAAAAAUCGAUUAAAAAAGUAUUUUUAAUACAUUUUGACAUUAAAAUAAAACUUGUUUUUCUUUUAACAUUUUUAGAGCAUCUCCAUAUAACCAGAAGAAGCUGUUUUGAAAAAGUCCCAUUAUAAUUAUUAAUUAUUAUACCAAAUAAUACGUUUUGAUUGGAAAAUGGAUUGCCUAACCCUAACCCUAACCCUAACCCUAACAGCCGCAGGGGCGUUGUUUUCCUGUAUUGUCUCCCCCGAGCGUGAGCAAGUGUACCUGUACGUCCACAAUGUGUUGUAUUUCAUACAGAGUUGUGAGUUGGAGGUAAGAAUGUGCGUACCACUACCACCACCUUGCCAGGUCCACUUGGAGAAUCCUGGGGAAAUUCUCUUUUUUUGUUCUAAACCGAGAGAGAUGAAUUUAAUUUAUUGUAAACGCGUUUUUAUUGUGCAAUCACCCUGCUUGCCACUUUGAGCCGCACGGCCGCUCCACGUGAGAAUGCUGCGAAGGAUGAGUGUGUUUAUAGAAAUAUAUUCUUGGUGAUAUUUGUGUUUUUCCGACGGCGCGAGGAGAUGAUGUUCCACGUCGCACGUGGAUGCCAGAUGUCCUCCGCCAUGCUGGCGAGGUUGUUGCUAGGCGACAGGACGACGGGUCCGACACAGACCGGAGCUGGUGUGGUUUUUGAGGCGAGGCCCAAAGUCACAACAAUGUCUUUGUUUGCAAUAGGAGUAUAAACAUUAGGCGAGCACUGAAAGCAACAAGCAGGUGUGGAGCGCGACAUUUAGCAAGAGUUGAUGUACGUGUACAGUAUGUACAGUAUGUUAUGUUUUAUUGCAGUUACUGUAACAUUCUUCUGCUUUCAUUUUAAAAUUGUUGUUUUUUAAUAAAUAUGUCAU
This is a messenger RNA of Entelurus aequoreus (snake pipefish), 5130 nucleotides long. RefSeq names its product phospholipid phosphatase 2-like. NCBI's taxonomy places the organism in Eukaryota, Metazoa, Chordata, Actinopteri, Syngnathiformes, Syngnathidae. Gene Ontology annotation, molecular function: phosphatidate phosphatase activity. Bases 450 to 1316 code for a protein of 288 amino acids. Gene Ontology annotation, biological process: signal transduction; phospholipid dephosphorylation; phospholipid metabolic process. The transcript is spliced from 6 exons. The record is from RefSeq and is a predicted model, not a curated record.